CUUCUCUGUCAUUAUGUCACUUCCCUCGUUCAAAGAUCUUCCUAUCGAUGCAAAGUAUCCCGCUAAAUCAGCUUGGGGUCUCUGGGGUGAUGAUGACAGUUUGGGAACAAUGAACUUGUUAACCACUGAACGUGCCAAAGAAGCGUCCAAGUUGGUGCGCACUGGCAAGCUUUUCCCGAUGAACUGGACUAUGGAAAACAAGUAUACCAUGUUCAAUCGUGGAGGGUUUGAACAUGUUAUCAAGGAGCUGAUGCCAGAUUGUGCUUUCGAUGAUGUCUAUAACAACUGGAACACGCAGUCCUCAAGUCAAUGGGACGGCCUUGGACAUGUGUGUAACAGACACACACCUGGAGUUUUCUACAACAAUACCACUGCAAAGGAUGUCCGAUCAGGAAAUGAAAAGCUCGGAAUCCACCAUUUGGCAAGAAAAGGCAUUGCUGGCCGUGCUGUUCUUCUUGAUUUUCGUCGAUGGGCCGUGAAACACGGCGUUGAAUACGACCCAUUGACACGCUACGAGAUCGACAUCAAGGAUCUGGACAAAGUCGCUGAGGAACAAGGUGUUACGUUUAAGGAAGGUGAUAUCCUUCUCAUUCGUAGCGGCUUCACUGAAGCAUACAACAAUGCAAAUGACGAACUUAAGGCAAGCCUUGCUGAAGUGGCCGCGGUAUGUGGCGUCAAGCCAUGCGAUGAAAGUUUGGAGUGGAUAUGGAAUCACCAUUUCUCCACUGUUGCAGGUGAUACCGUUGCUUUUGAAGCUUGGCCACCAACCAACGGAUUGGAUAACGCAAUGCAUGCUAUUCUUCUUGGAGGAUGGGGUAUGCCUAUUGGUGAAUUGUUCAAUCUCGAACAUUUGGCUGAGGAAGCGGCUAAAACUGGCGUCUAUGAAUUCUUCUUCACGUCCGCACCUUUGAACAAGAUGGGAGGUGUAGCCUCUCCUCCAAAUGCAAUUUGCAUCAUGUAAUUAUUUUCUGAUAUAUAAAAUAUUCAGUAUUCUUUCGCGGAA
Umbelopsis ramanniana AG is the source of this 1003-nucleotide messenger RNA. RefSeq lists its product as uncharacterized. NCBI's taxonomy places the organism in Eukaryota, Fungi, Mucoromycota, Umbelopsidomycetes, Umbelopsidales, Umbelopsidaceae. Gene Ontology annotation, molecular function: arylformamidase activity. The coding region runs from base 14 to 961 and encodes 315 amino acids. The transcript is spliced from 3 exons. The record is from RefSeq and is a predicted model, not a curated record.